Messenger RNA from Rhagoletis pomonella (apple maggot), 1433 nucleotides. RefSeq lists its product as uncharacterized. Lineage: Eukaryota; Metazoa; Arthropoda; Insecta; Diptera; Tephritidae. The coding region runs from base 947 to 1390 and encodes 147 amino acids. The record is from RefSeq and is a predicted model, not a curated record. The transcript has 2 exons.
AGGCACAGCGAAGGUAUUUUUAUCGACCACGGCCGCCCUAAAUUACCAGGCGCUAAAAGCAGCGCUAUCAAGCGAAUUCGACGUGGGAAUCACAAGGCAAGAAGUGUACAAAAUGCUGUCGCAGCGACGCUGGAAGAGGAAAGAGGAGAUGCUCCACUGCUACACGCUAACCAUGCAGGCCAUUGCGAAGCGCGCCAAUAUCGCCGAUACGGAGCUGAUAGACUUCAUAAUAGACGGCAUCGGGAACACUACCCCGCAUGCCCACAUCCUGAUGACGGCACGAAGCGUAGAGAAAUUAAAAACCCUUAUAAACCGGUACCAACACAAAUAUUCCGUGACCGGGGCGGUGCAGCCAUCUAACCAGCGGCAGACAACGGCGCCGAAACAAACGGACGAUUUGAAGCUGAUGUGAUUCAACUGCUCCCGGAACGGGCACAUAAAACCAAACUGCCCAUUCCCACUAAGACCGGAUGGUUCCUGCUUCAGGUCAUGUCCAAAUCCAGCAAAGCUUCUGAAGAGACGCGAAGUAGCCACUGUUGCCGAGGAUGAAGAUGACCAACCAGGUGCAAUUGGCGCUUUUAACUCUUCCGAUUAGUUUUGUAAAGGCAUCACUGGUCCCAAAACAACUAGGGACAAAACAUAUGGUUGAUAGAGGCCCCAGUUAUAAAGGCAUCGGUGGAAGCAAAAUUAAAAUACUUUAUAAAAUGAAAUGUACUAUUGAAUUCUUGAACAAAAAAACGAAAUUGAAUUAAAUGUUAUUAAAGACAAAAGCAUAAAUUUGCCAGUUAUUUUGGGACGUGAUUUCCCCAAUAAGUUUAACAUUUGUCUGACUAGCGCAACAGAUAGGCCCACUAAGGAAAAAUUGCUCGAAAUAAUAAAUGUUACCGACCAUAGUUUGUAUAAGUCUGAGAAGUUUGUAACUGAUCCCAACGCACACUCGGCCGUCAUGAAAUUAGACGAAUUAAAAUACGCUAAAGAUCAAGACGUAACGGUACGCGACGUUACCAUUGAUUGCCAUAAUAAGCCUGACGACGUACCUGCCGUCGUUGACGUGCCUGUCGCAGCUGAUGUACCUGCUGCCACUGACAUACCUACUGCCGUUGACGUAGCUGCCGCCGCUGACGUACCUGAGAUAUUUUGCAUUGACGUUCCCCACGGUGGAAACGACAUAGACUUAGGCACUAGACUGACCGGUAAUCAAAGAAAUGACUUGGAACGACUUAUCGUUAACACAUAUCUUAAACCGGAAGUGACACCCGAACCAUUUAAAUACGAAAUGAAGAUACACUUGACGACUGGCGUACCUUUCCAUUGCGCGCCCCGACGACUUUCGUACGCUGAGAGAAACCAAGUACAAACCCUAGCGAUUCACCUUAUGCGUCAGCCAUAGUGCUGGUUAAGAAGAACGGAAAGGUCCGAAUGUGUGUAGAUUA